This is a messenger RNA of Alosa alosa (allis shad), 3130 nucleotides long. RefSeq names its product progestin and adipoQ receptor family member VIII (gene paqr8). Gene Ontology annotation, cellular component: plasma membrane. The record is from RefSeq and is a predicted model, not a curated record. Lineage: Eukaryota; Metazoa; Chordata; Actinopteri; Clupeiformes; Clupeidae. Gene Ontology annotation, biological process: response to steroid hormone. Gene Ontology annotation, molecular function: steroid binding; nuclear steroid receptor activity.
AUGCGCUGCUUCAGCUCAGCGUUCUCGUGAUUUGAGUUUACUCGAAAAUGUCAACAAUCACACACUAGCUUGCAGUGGGCUACUGAGCGAAUUCAUCUAAAUCACAGGGUUAUAGAGUUAGGCUUACCCCGAGAAUGGAGGUCUGAAGCCCCCUGUUACGGAAGCCCUAGAGGAGACUGCAAGCGCAAACAAGCAACAGGUGUUCUCGAAAGAAUUGGUGUUACUAAGGACAUCUGGACAAUCUUCCUCCUGACCCUUUCUUGCUCACUCUUUGCUCUUUUGUUUUGUCUUGUAUUCUCCUGUCUCCUUCCUUUUUUCCCUUUUCUUUUUUUCUUUGCUUUUGUUUUUCUCCACCAUCCCCUCCCCACUCCACCGUCGUCAUGUCAACAGUCAUCCUGCAACGCCUGAGCACGCUGUCCUUGACCGUGAAGCAGCUGGGCAACCUGCCGCGGCUGUCCACCCCCUCCCCACCCUCCCCGCCCCCAAAACCCACUGUGCCGGCCGGUGACGUCCCUAGCCUGUUCCGCGAGCCCUACAUCCUGUCCGGCUACCGGCCCACAGGCCAGUCCUGGAAGUGCUACCUGCUGAGCGUCUUCCAGUGGCAUAACGAGUCGCUCAAUGUGUGGACGCACUUACUGGCCGCACCUGUGCUGCUGCUGCGCUGCUGGGCUCUGCUGGCCGUCACCAGCGGCGACGACGGCGGGCACCCGCUGCUGCUGGACCUCUCUGUGCUCCCCCUGGCUCUGUACGUGCUCUCGUCGCUGACGUACCUGGCAUGCAGUGUGGCGGCACACCUGCUGCAGUCACACUCCGAGCUGGCCCACUACUCGCUCUUCUUCCUGGACUACGUGGGCGUGGCCGUCUACCAGUAUGGCUGCGCCCUGGGCCACUAUUUCUACUCCGCCGAGGCAGCCUGGCGCAACACGGGGGGCCUCAGAACCUUCUUCCUCCCAGGUGCCGCCCUGUUGGCAUGGCUCUCCUGCGCCUGCUGCUGCUUUGCCAAGGCCCACUACCGUCGGCCGUACCCGCUGCGCCGCAAGGUGUGCCAGCUCAUCCCCACCUCCCUGGCGUACUUCCUCGACAUCAGCCCCGUGGUGCAGCGCCUGGUUACAGGCGACUGGGAGCGGGACGCAGCUUUGCCGUUCCACGCCGGCCAGGUGGCUUUCUUCCUGAUGGCGGCCUUCUUCUUCUCCUACCCAUUCCCAGAGUGCUUUCUCCCAGGCCACUGUGACAUCGUCGGCCACGCCCAUCAGGUGUUCCACCUCUUCCUUUCGAUGUGCACUAUGUGCCAGUUGGAAGCGCUCUUCAGGGACUUCGUUGCGCGGAGGGAAGCCAUCCUGGAGGUACAUGGAGAAGAGCUCGUUGUGGAAGCAAGCGUGUCUUUCUUCAUUCUGGUGCUGUGCUGCUUGGCCACAGCAGGUUGGAUGCACAGGACUGUUCACAAGCAGCUGAAGAACAAAUAGCCAUAGAACCUCUCACCGUUUUUCUUAUCUUGUUUAGACUAAAUCUCAAUUUGCUAUGAGUAAAGAUGGGUAGAUACCACUGACUUAAGAGUUGUAUUGAAACAUAGCAAUAUUUAUGAAAUGUUCAUAUGAUUAUUUAUAAAUAAAUGGAUGUAAUAUAACAUAUAGUAUGCACAUUAUGGUUUUCAUAUGAACGAUUAACUUAAAAUUUUCCAGACCACUUUGCCAUUGUGCAGUUGCAAAUCAAAACGGAAAUACUGCCAAGUCUUUCACAGUGCUAUCAGAUAGAGAGCUCUAAAGCACAUGCAAGAGGAUUGAAUUUAUUUGGGUUCUGUUGUGUGUUGGCUGUAUCGUCUUAAUAUGUCAGCCCCUCAAAAAAAAAAAAAAAGGUCAGCAUUUGUGAGUUUACAGUGGCAACCCUGGUGGGUGCUGUGUUCAUUCCAUUGUGCUUUAAUCUAUAGCUCAGACAACAUUCCUCCUGGAACCACCGGCUGCUCUGGCCUACUUGAAAGCCAGCUUUGGAGUCUGGUCAGCCGCCGUCCCUAAAAAGAUUGAAUGGAGGAAUAAAGCUGGAUUAGGGUUUUUUUUUUUUUGUGAAAAAAAUGAGCGAAACCUCACUCGCUAAUAGAGAGGGAAGUGGUAGAAGAGGGGGUUUGAACCAAGACAUCUGUUUUUAUUAUUUUUUGCAGAUGUGUCUUUUUUUUCUCUCUUUUAGCAUUUAGAAUUGGUUAAUGACCAAUCUGAUUGGACAAUCUGCUUCUGGUCCAAUUAGGAAGUACCUUUGUCUUAAUGCAAGUGCUUUGAAGGCUAUGCUGCUAGCAACUAACUCUGAAGGCUAUUCCUCUAGCAAGAGUUUUUUUGUAAUGCUUGUCGUACAGGCAACAUGCACUGUUUACACAUUGUUAAAACAUGAUUAAACAUCUAUUCUGAUUUCAUUCAACACAGAACAAAGAAAGCUGUUGAGUACCUUGGUAUGCAAACCUAUUGUAAGCAGUAUUUUGGCAAAGCUGUUUGCAGGGCUAAACAGCCAACAAUUCAGUCAUAUGUUUUACAUUUUGUGAUUAAUUCCUCCUGGGUCCAGAGCAGCAUCACAGAAUUUAACAUUGUUUACUAUAUUGACCAUAGAGUGCAACCUACAAGACUGUCCAGUAAUAUCCAAAGCAGUCCAUGUAGACUCCUCACACUAUAAGAAAUGAAAUAGUUACUUAUUUACUCAGAGUAACAUGAAUCUGGUCUUGCUUACUUCUCAUGUUUAUCAGCAACAAGGCCGCAUUGUACUGCCUGUACUGAAGUUGCAUUCACCUUUAUAAAACAGGCCAGGAUGAGGUCAUCUCUCACACUCUCUCUCUGACCAUGUAACUAUGGCCAUGUGUUUUUCUCUCCGUCCUCUCUCUCUCUCAUCCAGGCUUGGUAUUAUGUCAAUUAAUAUCAAUACAUUUGAGAACUGGGUACAUACUACAGUCACAUACUGUGUAACCUCUGAAUAAUUACCUCAGCGAUCUUGUUAAAACAAACCAACACUUUUGUAUCGUGGCUUCAAUGUAUUUUUAAUUCAGGAUUAUUUUACAGACUGAGUGUAACUAGGUCUAGCUAUAACAAAAAAAAACAUGACUUGAAAUGUCUGUGGGUUGUAACAUUGUAACACUUUUUUUGUCUGAUCACAUAUC